Molecule: messenger RNA, 1084 nt
Organism: Ichthyophthirius multifiliis
Lineage: Eukaryota; Ciliophora; Oligohymenophorea; Hymenostomatida
Exons: 1
Source: RefSeq, a predicted model, not a curated record
AUAAUAAAAAAAUAAACCAUGAACAGCGAUUAUUCAGAUAACUAAUUACAAUCACAAAAAUAUCCUUCCCAAAAUAAAUUAGACAUCCAACCUUAAUCCUAAUUCCCUGAAUAAAACUUCUAAAACUAACCAAUAAACGAUCCUCUCCAGCAAUCAGACGUUCAACACCCAACUCACUAUUAUCCUCCUGUCCAUUACGCUCCUCCCCUUUAAUACAUUUAAGGAAGACCUUUAUUACAAUCCAGAAUUUUACACUAACCUUUACAAUAUGUUUAAUAAUAACCUGUAUAAUAUCUUUAAUAAUCUAUAGCUUAAUAACCUGUAAUCUAAUAAACUAUAGUCUAAUAACCUAUAGUCUAGCAAUCUUCUCAUUAAUAUCAGGUUGUAAAAGGAGAAUCCAGAAUUGAAUAUGUUCCUUAUGAAAAAUCUAUGAUUGAAUACUAACCAGUCUAAAGAACCGAAUAUGUUCCUACAUAAAAAAAAGUUACAGAUUACUAUGCUGUCGAAUAUUAAAAAGAAUAUAUUCCCUAAGUAUAUUAAGAUAGAUAUAUUGAAUAUAUUCCUCAAGAAAAAGUUUAAGAAAGAGUCGAAUAUUAAGCAAUAGAAAGAAAAAUAGUACACUAACCUACCCAACAAGUAUAAUAAUAAGUCAUAACUUAACCUCUUGUUUAAUCUUAAGUUAUUACUUAACCUGUUAUCUAAUAAGUUAUUUAACCUGCAUAAAAGGUUUAAUAUUAAUACGGUACUGCUCCUGUUAUUAAUUAAUCUGUUAUCUAUAAUAGACAUCCUGUAUAAUAAAGAGUUACUAAUGUUUUGCUUGGUAGUAGAGUUGGUAAUUAGGGAGCUUCUUAUUUGCCUUCAAGUACUUAUAGACCUUCUGAACAUGGAUAAAGAGCUAUUUAUUCACCUAAUAAAAAACUCAAAAAGAGCGUAUUUGAAAAGAUUUUUGGAUGAUUUUUUUUUUUUUGAACAUAUAAAUAAAAAAAUAAAAAAGAUAUAUAUAUAUAUAUAAUUGCGAAGCGGCGACAAAAAUAAAUUAUAUAUAUUCUUUUUAUUAAUAUAUUUAAGUUUUUUUAUUUUCUUU